UGCAAAAGCUAGGAAGCACUAUCACCAUCUGGGUGCUCAGUCGUAUGGUCAGGCGAGAGAAUCGUGGAUGUACAACCAUUACCCCACGAUUGCGUCGACCACAACAUCGGGCACUAGCUCUACGACGACAGUUGCACAGCGGCAACCAGAUAGAGCGCUCGAUUGGUGGUGUUCCAUGCAUGGGGUUGAUGCAAAGGGACAGAGAGUCAUACCUGAUCCCGCAACAAAACAGAUAGCUAAUGCCCAGAUAGCUAAUGCCAUUGAAAAGGAGGCAACUGGUGAGUUCACUCCUAGAGGACAAGUUGAUGCCUUACACGAGACUCUAGGACGGGACCAGUAUGGACGUGUGAGGGGCGUAGGAGGUGUCCGCCUCGGGGUGAGAAAGGUGUAUGGUGAUCAAUACACCUCUACGUCAAGAUCCAGUGCCUCUAGUGUCAAUUCAGCAGCUCCAUAGAUGUGGAGGCUAUGAAAGCCGAGCUUCGGGAGGAGCUAGAGCGGAGAUGACUCAGAAUUUCAACGCCAUUUUGGCGCAGAUGGGCUUACCGACUUUUGGUGCUUUCCGCAGGGCGGUGUUCCAGCACAGCCUGUUCCUACGCAGCCUCAUCCAUAUCCGGAG
This is a messenger RNA of Beta vulgaris subsp. vulgaris (sugar beet), 616 nucleotides long. RefSeq lists its product as uncharacterized. NCBI's taxonomy places the organism in Eukaryota, Viridiplantae, Streptophyta, Magnoliopsida, Caryophyllales, Amaranthaceae. Bases 68 to 454 code for a protein of 128 amino acids. The transcript has 2 exons. The record is from RefSeq and is a predicted model, not a curated record.